AUGGCCUCUUUGAACCUGUCCUCCAAUGGCCCCUCGAUAUCGAAGAGUUACCAAUCCGUGGUGAACGCCUCGCUCCCGACCGGAUCUACAGCCUCGUCAACCUAUGGCCAGUGGGCGGUCUUUUCCGUCUCAACCCCGCUGGUGAACGCCUUUCAGCAAGAUGCAGGGAACAAAGAGAGCAUGCUGAAGGUCCAAAGCACAGGAGAGGGUGAAUUGAUCGAUCUCAUCGAGGAAUUUUCAGAGGGCCGGGUUCAAUUCGCUUAUUUGAAGGUCACGGACCCCAAUUCCGGGUUACCGAAAAAUGUUUUGAUUGCCUGGUGUGGUGAAGGCGUACCGGAGCGGACCAAAGGAUAUUUUACCAGUCACCUCGCCAGCGUUUCUAAAGUCCUGCAUGGAUAUCACGUCCAGAUCACUGCCCGAGCCGAUAGUGAUCUAUCUCCGGAAGGGAUCAUUCAGAAAGUGGCCGACGCCUCUGGCUCAAAGUACUCAACAGAAUCGCAGGCUCCCGUCACAUCGACACUGUCAACCUCAACCGGCCCGAGACCCCCGGUUGCAAGCAAGCCGGUAUUCACUCCGAGCAGAUCCGGCGGGAUUGCUCCGAACCCGGUCGCUCGCAGCAAGAUUUCCGCUCCGUCAAGCACCAAAGUCGAUGACGAUGGCUGGGGGGCCGAUGCCCCUCCCGUGACUCGCACUCAACUUGAGAAGGUUCAACCUGCGUACCAACCGACGAAGGUGAACCUGCAACAGCUGAAGUCCGAGAAUCAGUCUCCUGCCCGCCAACCGGCUUUGUCCAGUAAUACCUACGAGCAGGAGGAUGUGGUGCGCGGAGGCUAUCAGCCCAUUGGCAAGGUCGAUAUUGCGGCCAUUCGUAAGCAGGCUGCCGAAGCGGGGGAACUGAAGGAUGACAGACCCGCUCCCGUGAAGGGAUCCUACGAACCGAUUGGUAAGGUAGACAUCGCGGCCAUUAGAGCCAAGGCGCAGAAACCAGAACCAUCCGAUGUCAACGCCCCCCCAACUACCUCUCGCGUGGUCCCUCGCUUUGAACCUUCGCCCGUCUCCGAACCACCAACGGGUCCUCAGACCGCCGAGCGUCUGACCAACCUUCCCAAGCCCAAGGUGACGAACAAAUUUGGUGGUGGCCCUCCGUUCCCCGGCACCAAGCCGCCCCUUCCAGCUAGCCUGGCUGGGCCCUCAACAAGCGCGCCGGUUCAAGUGGGAAGCGCAAGCCGGACGUUUGCGGACGAGGGAGGGAAAACGCCAGCUCAGAUCUGGGCGGAACGGAAGGCCAAAGAACGUGGAGGAGCACCUCCUUCCACGAACAGCGAACCUCGCCCGAUCCAGAACCAGAACAGCGGCUCGGGAGAGUGGAAGAGCGGGUAUUCAGGCAAGAGCUGGGCUCCUGUUCAGACUGUCCAGGAUAAAGCCAUCUCUCCGCAGGUUGCCGACGCGCGCGCAUCAGAACCCCAGGAAACCGAGAAUGAGCCCGCUCCCCACGUGGAAGACAUCCGUAACCAGCUGGCCCAGGAUGCUCCCCCCCCACCGGUCCCACAAGCCAGUCGUCCUGUUCCUGUCCCCGGACUGCCCACCAGACCCUCCGAGCCUGAGCUCGAGCCCGAGCUCGAAUCAGAGCAUGAUGCUCAGCAAGUUCUACCUACACCACCACUACAACCUCGCUCUCCAACACCCCCCACCCCUCCUAUGCGCGAGAGCUCACCCAUUCGGGUAGCGAUGCCGGUUGGUCGUAGCGUGACUGAUGUACACGAAGAGCAGCAAUCUCCACCCUCGAUCAUGCCUGUCCAAAGCAUUCAGGAGACCAUCCCGGACGAGAAAGACUUAGAGGAGGACACACAUGAUCUUGGCCGCGCCACCGCCGAGGCUCUUGUCCCAGAACGGUCACAAUUCGAUGGAGGGUUGCGUGCCGUGGCGCAAUACGAUUACGAGAAGUCUGAAGACAACGAAAUUGACUUGCGCGAGGGAGAGCAGGUUACCGAGAUUGAAAUGGUGGACGAAGACUGGUGGCUGGGUGUCAACGCCCGUGGUGAACGCGGUCUGUUCCCUGGAAACUACGUUGAGGUUGUUGAGAAUGACCAGCCGGAGCCUGGCCACUCUGUACACGAAUCUAUCCCAGAGUCUGAACCGGUACUCUCGACGCCUGAGCCUGCGACUACUGCUACCCCUCUGCAGCCAGCUGAUACAUCUAAUGGAGGCUCCAAGGCUCCGACUGCAACUGCACUAUAUGAUUAUGAGGCGGCAGAGGACAAUGAAAUCAGCUUCCCGGAAGAUGCUAAGAUUGUGAAUGUGGAAUUCCCCGAUGAUGACUGGUGGAUGGGAGAGUAUAAUGGAACCCGAGGACUGUUCCCGGCCAACUAUGUUCAAUUGGACGCGUAA
Messenger RNA from Penicillium macrosclerotiorum, 2388 nucleotides. Its product is annotated as putative actin binding protein. Gene Ontology annotation, molecular function: actin filament binding. Gene Ontology annotation, biological process: regulation of actin filament polymerization. The transcript is spliced from 4 exons. The record is from RefSeq and is a predicted model, not a curated record. The coding region runs from base 1 to 2388 and encodes 795 amino acids. Gene Ontology annotation, cellular component: actin filament; site of polarized growth; plasma membrane. Lineage: Eukaryota; Fungi; Ascomycota; Eurotiomycetes; Eurotiales; Aspergillaceae.